AUGGGAGAUAAGGAAGGCGUACCGACCCUCAACAUGGCGCUCCACGAUGGGUCUGCUGUGCCUACUCCCUUAGUCGCCCGUUGUGAGGAACUGCGUACUAAGAGGGGUGGACUUCGCCGACAGAGAGGUCGGUUACGGUCUCAGUUGCAGGCUAUCAAAGAGGACAUCCAGGUGAUCUUAGCUGUUCCUGACAACGCUGAAGACCCUACGGUACUUGAGUUAGAACGACGAGAGAAGGUUCACGAAGAAGAGCUGUUGGUGAUUGAAGGAGAACUGGUUAAGGUGGAGGCCGACCUUGCGGAGUGCCUAUCGGUUCGGUCUCGAGAGGGGUCUAUUAGAGGUCUUGAUACUGAGGUUGUUGGUGGAGCUGCUGUCCCGACGUUGACUGCCGGGGCAUUAGCAGGAUUACCAUCCGGUGUUGAAAACACUCGGGAUGGUCGAGUGAAGAUACUACCCCCGGUUGUUGCCUCUGGUGGAUCACCGUCAUCGCCAUCAUCAUCAUCAUCAUCAUCAUCAUCAUCAUCAUCGCCCUCGGCCUUAACUUCUCAUGGUCCUAUACCGGACUAUCGACGAUAUUCUUACGCGCCGGAUCCCCCUUUGGCGUAUUACGCUGGUAGACGUGUCCGAAAGGGGCGUAUUUUGACUGCUGAUGCUGUUGGUAAAAUCCGUUUUCCCAAACUCACUGAUCGGUUUAAACUCAAGGCUCAUCUGGGUGCCUUUGGUCGUCUGCUAGUGGAGGCUGGUGGCGGAAUACAUAUGAGCAGUCGUGGCGAGGAACGUUUCGUCCCAGUGAAGACCCUUGAGUGUACCAUCACCAUUGCAUUCUUAGCAACUCUUGAGGAGAAGAAGGUCAAGGAAGCUGCCCUUGAGAGUUGGUGA
This is a messenger RNA of Perkinsus marinus ATCC 50983, 879 nucleotides long. RefSeq lists its product as hypothetical. The coding region runs from base 1 to 879 and encodes 292 amino acids. Lineage: Eukaryota; Perkinsozoa; Perkinsida; Perkinsidae. The transcript has a single exon. The record is from RefSeq and is a predicted model, not a curated record.